UCCGGCGCCGUCAGCCCUCCAGCCGUAUGUUAGUUUUUUUGCUCUUCUUCUCUCGACUUGAGGCUUUACGUUUGAUUUAAAUUAUUUCGCAGAGGCUGAAGGACUUUGAGGAGAAGCGGCGAGGCCAGAGCUCAGGAGAAAGAGGGGAGCUUCUAGGUUAGACUUUUUAAGAGAAUCCUGUACGUUACUACAAUGGCAACUGCUCAGCUCUCCCACUCUAUCAAAAUUCGCAAGGCAUCUAAGGAAACAAUUUUCCCAUCACAAGUCACUAAUGAGCAUGAGUCAAUGAUAAUGGUGAAGAAACUUUUCGCUACUUCUGUCUCAUGCAUAACAUACCUAAGGGGAUUGUUUCCAGAGAGCUCUUACAGAGAACACCAUUUGGAUGACCUCAAUUUAAAAAUCCUCCGAGAAGAUAAAAAAUGUCCUGGGUCAUUGCAUAUUAUCAAAUGGAUUCGAGGUUGUUUUGAUGCUUUGGAAAAGAGAUAUCUACACAUGGCAGUACUUACACUUUACACAAAUCCCAAGGAACCCGAGAAAGUGACUGAGAUAUACCAGUUCAAAUUCAAAUAUGCAAAAGAAGGCGCCAGUAUGGAUUUUGACAGCAGUAGUACAAGCUUCGAAAGUAGGACAAACAGUGAAGAUAUUAAGAAAGCCAGUAUUCUUCUGAUCCGUAAAUUGUAUGUACUGAUGCAGAACCUUGGACCCCUUCCUAAUGAUGUUACACUUACUAUGAAACUCCACUACUAUAAUGCAGUGACCCCAAAUGAUUACCAACCCCCUGGUUUUAAAGAAGAGGUAAAGUCACACUUCCUGUUGUUCCAAGGGGAGCCUGUAAACCUGCAAGUGGGAUUGGUCUCCACUGGCUUCCAUCGCAUGAAAGUAAAAGUCACAACAGAGGCUAGCAGAGUGUCAGAUAUGGGGACCAGUGUCUUUCAGAACAGCACCACUGAGAUUGUGCAUCAGGGUCUGGACUGCGAUGAGGAAGAAGAGGAAGGCAACGAUCAUCCGCGAAACAAGGAUGGUAACCCACCUAGGGUUUUUAACGACCAGGAGGUAGAAGCAGUGGGUCGCGACAGUCUGCUCUCGACCUGUGUGGCGCCUGGAAUCCCUCCCUCUGUGUGGGCUCCGGGAUCGGUGGAGCAGGGGUAG
This is a messenger RNA of Manis javanica (Malayan pangolin), 1149 nucleotides long. The record is from RefSeq and is a predicted model, not a curated record. Lineage: Eukaryota; Metazoa; Chordata; Mammalia; Pholidota; Manidae.